AUGCCUCGCUCCAUGGCCCCUCCCCCAUCCGGCGAGUUUCUCGUUCGUCUGGCCGCUCCCUUCAACGGCACCGCCACUAAGACCAUCGAUAUCACUGGCGAGCCCAACCGUUCUGCCAACAUCAAGCAGACUCACCACCACGGAAACACUAUUGAGGAGAAGGUCGGCACCAUGGCCUCCGACGACGUCCAAGAAUUGAUGCGCCUCAUCUCUCAGCUCCGUGGUUUCCCCUCGCACGAGACCAAGGACGUCUACGGCCUUGACCAGGUCCUUGAACUUCACACCCUCGAGAUCAACUGGUGCAACCAGGAGAGCGACCCUGCUGCCAACGAGCUCGCAGAUAUCUCUUCCGAGACCAAGCAGACCUUCAAGGACGUCGUUGACAGCAUCUCUGCUGCUGCUCGUCAGUUCGCCAAGGCUGACAACCCUCUCUAA
Molecule: messenger RNA, 435 nt
Organism: Aureobasidium uvarum
Lineage: Eukaryota; Fungi; Ascomycota; Dothideomycetes; Dothideales; Saccotheciaceae
Source: the annotation of a GenBank genome assembly